UUUCAUUAGAAGUAGGAAGAAGUCACAAUAGAGAUAUUGUGGAGUAGGCUUGCUUAGAAUAGAAAUCAAAGACCAAUUUUUCUGAGAGAAAGAAAUAACAUCUGCAAAUGAAAUGCUGUUUCUGCAACUUCUGUUGCUAGUUGUUCUCCUCCCAGGUGGUGACAAUAAAGAUGACUUCCAGGAACCAGUCUCCUUCCAACUCAUCCAGAUCUCAUCCUUUUACAACCAUUCCUUAGAAGAAAAUCUGGGCUCAGGUUGGCUGGGUGAAUUGCAGACUCAUCGGUGGGUGAGCAACUCUGGCACUAUCAUUUUCCUGUGGCCCUGGUCCAAGGGCAACUUCAGCAAUGAGGAGUGGAUGGACCUGGAAGACUUACUUCAUAUGUUCUCCAUUGGAUUUCUUCAGAUAUUUCACAACUCUGUCAGUCAAAGGCAGCUUGAAUAUCCCUUUAAGGUACAGUUGGCAGGAGGCUGUGAGCUGCACUUUGGGGAAGCCUCUGUAGGCUUCAUACGGGUUGCUUAUCAAGGAUCAGAUUUCCUGAGCUUCCAGAACAGAGCAUGGUUGCCAUCUCCAAAUGGUGGAAGUAGGGCUCAGCAUGUCUGUACGCUACUCAAUUCGGCUACAGUUGCCCGGGAAAUAUUACACAAGCUCUUCUUUGAAACCUGCCCACGUUUCCUCACGGGUCUUCUUGAUGCAGGGAAGGCAUAUCUCCAGCGACAAGUAAGACCAGAGGCCUGGCUGUCCACUGGUCCCAGUCCUGGUCCUGGCCGUCUGAUGCUGGUUUGUCACGUCUCUGGCUUCCACCCAAAGCCUAUUUGGGUGAUGUGGAUGCAGGGUGAGCAGGAAUAUCCGGGCACUCAGCGAAGUGACUUCUUGCCCAAUGCUGAUGGGACAUGGUAUCUUCAAGUGUUCUUAGAUGUGGAAGCCAUUGAGGCAGCAGGCCUGUCUUGCCACGUGAGACACAGCAGCCUAGGAGACCAGGAAAUCAUCCUCUUCUGGGAACGUCACAACUCCAUGGGCUUGAUCAUCUUGGCAGUCAUAAUGCCCCUUGUGCUUCUGACAGGUCUUGCAUUUUGGCUUAGGAAGCGCUGGACAUACCGUGAAUUUCCAAGCACUUCUCUCCCUUUGGAAUGAGAUCCCA
Messenger RNA from Ceratotherium simum simum (southern white rhinoceros), 1139 nucleotides. Its product is annotated as T-cell surface glycoprotein CD1a-like. Gene Ontology annotation, biological process: antigen processing and presentation, endogenous lipid antigen via MHC class Ib; positive regulation of T cell mediated cytotoxicity; antigen processing and presentation, exogenous lipid antigen via MHC class Ib. Gene Ontology annotation, molecular function: lipopeptide binding; endogenous lipid antigen binding; exogenous lipid antigen binding. The record is from RefSeq and is a predicted model, not a curated record. Lineage: Eukaryota; Metazoa; Chordata; Mammalia; Perissodactyla; Rhinocerotidae. Gene Ontology annotation, cellular component: external side of plasma membrane.